AUGUUUCUGUCUCCGGAUCGCGACCUGUCGCCCAGAUCGCCCGAUCUCGGAGGACACACCCCAGCGGUCCCCGAUCGGCCUGGGUCUCCGCGCCAUUUAGAUCAUCCCGGAUCGCAGAUCCCUCGUCUGCAGGACAAGUUCAAACCUGCUCCAUCGUCUUAG
Peronospora matthiolae is the source of this 162-nucleotide messenger RNA. The record is from the annotation of a GenBank genome assembly. Lineage: Eukaryota; Oomycota; Peronosporomycetes; Peronosporales; Peronosporaceae.